GUUUCGAAGGUGAUACAGCGGGGCCAGCAUCGACGUGACUCGGGAGCCCACGCAGGGCGGGAGCCCACGCGGGGCUGGAUCCCCUCAAGGCACCGGGCGGAACAAGGGGUGGAGCUCGCGGGGGCCACGGGGCUUUCCAGGAUGGGGGACAGGCCCGAAGCCGUCACGGGAGGAGGGGACUUGGCAGGUCCAACGCAGUCCAGCUGACAAGGAUGGAAUACGCCAUGAAGUCCCUUAGCCUUCUCUACCCCAAGUCCCUCUCCAGGCAUGUGUCAGUGCGUACCUCUGUGGUGACCCAGCAGCUGCUGUCGGAGCCCAGCCCCAAGGCCCCCAGGGCCCGGCCCUGCCGCGUAAGCACUGCGGAUCGAAGCGUGAGGAAGGGCAUCAUGGCUUACAGUCUUGAGGACCUCCUCCUCAAGGUCCGGGACACUCUGAUGCUGGCAGACAAGCCCUUCUUCCUGGUGCUGGAGGAAGAUGGCACAACUGUAGAGACAGAAGAGUACUUCCAAGCCCUGGCAGGGGAUACAGUGUUCAUGGUCCUCCAGAAGGGGCAGAAAUGGCAGCCCCCAUCAGAACAGGGGACAAGGCACCCACUGUCCCUCUCCCAUAAACCUGCCAAGAAGAUUGAUGUGGCCCGUGUAACGUUUGAUCUGUACAAGCUGAACCCACAGGACUUCAUUGGCUGCCUGAACGUGAAGGCGACUUUUUAUGAUACGUACUCCCUUUCCUACGAUCUGCACUGCUGUGGGGCCAAACGCAUCAUGAAGGAAGCUUUCCGCUGGGCCCUCUUCAGCAUGCAGGCCACAGGCCACGUACUGCUUGGCACCUCCUGUUACCUGCAGCAGCUCCUCGAUGCUACGGAGGAAGGGCAGCCCCCCAAGGGCAAGGCCUCAUCCCUCAUCCCGACCUGUCUGAAGAUACUGCAGUGAAAGCCCAAGUCCUUGGAAGCUUUCCCCAGUGAAGGACUAGACUGGGGGCCUCACGCUUAACUGGUAGUGCCCACAAGCCUGGCAGCUGUAGAGCCGCGAACCUCCCCACACCUCCCUCACCGCGCAGGACCCUGAGUGAGGAGGAGGGGCUGGAAACCUGGGGUGGGUUGGCCAAAGGAGAACCUCAAGCUCCUGGCCUGAUCCAGCUCCUUCCUGCCCAAGGCAGCUUAGCCCAUCCAGACUGGUCCUGAAGUGUGCCCCUCCAUUGGCAUGAAGUCUGCCCCUUAGCAAUCCGGCCUCGCAGGCUGUACUUUCAUGGUGCUCUCUACCUUCUGGCCCCCAUCCCGGAACAUUCCUGAGUGAAUUCGCAAGCGCACUAGCAUGUGAUAUUAGGGAGUUUGCAAUAAAUUAUUGAGGCUGAUGUA
Molecule: messenger RNA, 1354 nt
Organism: Pan troglodytes (chimpanzee)
Lineage: Eukaryota; Metazoa; Chordata; Mammalia; Primates; Hominidae
Gene: CIDEC
Product: cell death inducing DFFA like effector c
Exons: 6
Coding region: 213-929 (238 amino acids)
Biological process (GO): apoptotic process; regulation of apoptotic process
Source: RefSeq, a predicted model, not a curated record